Drosophila sechellia is the source of this 1113-nucleotide messenger RNA. RefSeq names its product mite allergen Der p 3. Gene Ontology annotation, molecular function: serine-type endopeptidase activity. The record is from RefSeq and is a predicted model, not a curated record. NCBI's taxonomy places the organism in Eukaryota, Metazoa, Arthropoda, Insecta, Diptera, Drosophilidae. The transcript is spliced from 2 exons. The coding region runs from base 1 to 1113 and encodes 370 amino acids. Gene Ontology annotation, biological process: proteolysis.
AUGUCACAAUUCUUCCAAGUGAUGGGCGGAUCCCGGGCGGACAGGACAGGAGGGUCUAAGGAGGAGGAGGUGGAGCUGAUGCUGGGUGCGUCUGGCCAGAUCCAAGUGGCGUGGAGCUCGGAGUCUGGAGUACUCCGAGCUUGCUAUCGCUAUCGGCAGCUGAUGGCUACGGCGAUAAUUGCCGAUAUCUGGCGACUGAUCGGGUUCCUAGGGCUUGUCAUAUGUGCGCCACUACUACUGCUCGGAUCAGGAAGUGAGGGACGAGAAAGGGAUCCAUCGUGGUCAGGAUACUAUAAGGACAAUGGAACUCAUUACUUGCUGUACGGAAAGCCGGAAGAUAUCGCACCAAUACCCAACUUUGUAAAUAUAUCCUCGAAUCCUUUCAUCAACGCCCUGGAAGCCCAGGAAAGUUUUCCGACAAGAAUCGUCAAUGGCAAAAGGAUUCCGUGCACAGAAGCUCCCUUCCAGGGAUCCCUGCACUACGAAGGAUACUUUGUUUGUGGCUGUGUGAUCAUCAAUAAAAUUUGGAUCCUAACUGCCCACCACUGCAUUUUUGGACCACAGCGCAGCUCAGAAAAGUACACCGUGCGAGUUGGAUCGGAUCAACAGAGACGAGGUGGUCAGUUGCGUCAUGUGAAGAAGAUCGUAGCGUUGGCGGCCUACGAUGACUACACCAUGCGACACGAUUUGGCCAUGAUGAAACUGAGCUCACCGGUCUACUUUGGCAAAUGUGUUAGGCCUGUCAAGCUACCCUCCACCAAAACAACAAAAUUUCCCAAGAAAUUUGUAGUCAGCGGAUGGGGUCUUACCUCGGCUAAUGCCCAGAAUGUCCAACGCUAUCUUCGCCGCGUGCAACUCGACUAUCUAAAACGGUCAAAGUGCCAAAAAAUGUACAAAAAAGCCGGGCUGAAGGUAUACAAGGACAUGAUCUGCACCAGUCGAACGAGCAAGGAUAGCUGUUCCGGAGAUUCUGGUGGUCCGCUGACCAGCAGUGGCGUCCUUUAUGGAAUUGUGUCCUGGGGCACUGGUUGCGCCAACAAAAACAAUCCCGGUGUUUAUGUCAACUGCAAACGAUACGUUCCUUGGAUUAAAAAAGUCAUUCACAAAUAUUAA